GUUUAAAACAAAAUAGAAAAGUACUGUUAUCAUCGAUGAUUCAUUAGCUACAAUAAUUAAGAUGACUUUGGAAACAUAUUUUAUUACACAAAAUGUCUAUUUAGAUGUCAAAUUGUUAAGAGAUGUUCUGGAUUGAGUAUAGAUAACCUGGGGUUGGAGAACCUUGAACUAUCAUCGAUGUUUAUGAGAUCGCCUGGAUUAUAAGUUAAUGUGAAACAUACGCAUCAGAGACAGGAACACACGAUUGACUGAAGAAAUUCUUUAAAUUAACCGAUGAUAUAAUCAAAAUGAGUCUGAAACAUUUAACUACUGGAUCAAUUGCCCCGCCCACUGUACCUGGAAAAAUACGUUUGUAUAGCAUGAAAUUUUGUCCGUAUGCCCAAAGAAUUCAUCUAGUAUUGGACGCGAAACAUAUACCACACGAUGUUGUUUACAUAAAUUUAACAAAUAAACCUGAAUGGUUACUAGAGAAAAGUCCUUUAGGCAAAGUUCCUGUAAUAGAACUGGAAGAAGGAAAAACAUUGUAUGAAAGUUUAGUGAUUGCUGAAUAUUUGGAUGAUGCAUAUCCACAUAACAAACUUUACCCUACUGAUCCUCUAGCCAAAGCUAAGGACAAGCUAUUAAUUGAUAGAUUUAACUCUGUUAUAAAUACUAUGUACAAGUUAUUAUAUACAAACCGUGAUGUAUUUGAUGAAGUUUUGUCAGAAUUAGAAUUUUUUGAAAGGGAACUUGCAUCAAAAGAAACACCGUUCUUCAAUGGUAAUUCCCCUGGCAUGUUGGAUUUUAUGAUAUGGCCAUGGUGGGAAAGGUCUGAUGUAAUUAGAGUUCUAUAUGGAGAUCAGUUUUCUAUACCACGUGAUAAAUUCAAGAGGCUGUUGGAAUGGAAAUCUGCCAUGAAAGAAAAUCCUGUUGUUCAAGCUAGUUAUUUAGAUACUGAAGUACAUGCUAAGUACAUGCGAAGUCGUCGUGCUGGAACGCCACAAUAUGAUUUUAACUACUAAUUGAAUAAACUGAGGAGUUAAUAACUUCUUAUAUCCUUGAAUAUAAACGUUCAUAAAUUAAUAUAUAUCAAAGUAUAUCAUUAUUUAUAAAUUGUUGCUAAUAACUGAGUGACUAUUAUGAAUGUUGUAAAUUUGUUGCAAACAUAAUAGAUAUAAGUUUUUGUUUCUUUUACCAUUUAUGUAACAACUAUGAUAAUCAAAUUUUAUAUUAUAAAUCUAUUUACGUAUUGUAAAUAAAAUAUAUUCUCAUAUUA
Messenger RNA from Frieseomelitta varia, 1255 nucleotides. Its product is annotated as pyrimidodiazepine synthase-like. Gene Ontology annotation, biological process: glutathione metabolic process. Gene Ontology annotation, cellular component: cytoplasm. Gene Ontology annotation, molecular function: glutathione transferase activity; glutathione dehydrogenase (ascorbate) activity. Lineage: Eukaryota; Metazoa; Arthropoda; Insecta; Hymenoptera; Apidae. The record is from RefSeq and is a predicted model, not a curated record. The coding region runs from base 288 to 1001 and encodes 237 amino acids. The transcript has 5 exons.